UGGGCCAGCAUUGCAACGCAGAGGUUUUAUAACAGAAGCUGCACACACAAAGUCUAUUACACUUCAGCAUCUGCACACACAGGUUGGUCACCUGAAGAUCAAGAGGAUGGACGCAGCAUACAAAAGAGUCAAUGGAAACUCCGGGCAAGAGGCAGAGACAGAGGAGCCAGGCACAGGGCAAAGGAGAAGGGGCUCCAUGUACCUGGAGGAGGAGACCAACAAGAAGUCCGGAGUGAUCUCCUGCAUCUUCUCCCUGAAAGAGGAAGUUGGAGCUUUAGCCAAGGGCCUGCGACUCUUUGAGGAGAAUGGCAUCAAUCUGACGCACAUCGAGUCCCGUCCGUCGCGCAUGGACAAAGACCAGUACGAGUUCUUCAUCAGCGUGGACCCCACCUGCUCCCAGGCUCUGGAUGACGUCAUUGAAGGCCUGCGUACACAAAUCAGCGGCCAUGUGCAUGAGCUGUCACGCAACAAACAGAAGGACACAGUGCCAUGGUUCCCUAAUGACAUCCAGGACUUGGACCGCUUUGCCAACCAGAUCCUCAGUUACGGCUCCGAGCUAGAUUCUGAUCACCCGGGCUUCACAGAUCCAGUGUAUAGAGUCCGCAGGAAGGAGUUUGCUGACAUCGCCUACAACUACAGACAUGCCCAAAUCAUCCCUCAUGUGGAGUACACAGAGGAGGAAAAGGCCACAUGGGGGACGGUGUUCAAGGAGCUGAAGACUCUGUACCCGACUCACGCCUGCCGCGAACACAACCGCGUCUUCCCCCUGUUGGAGAAAUACUGUGGCUACAGGCAGGACAACAUCCCACAGCUGGAGGAAGUGUCCCGCUUCCUGCAGUCGUGCACAGGCUUCCGGCUUCGACCGGUGGCCGGCUUGCUCUCGUCCCGGGACUUCCUGGCUGGACUGGCCUUCCGUGUCUUUCAUUCCACGCAGUACAUUCGUCACAGCUCCAAGCCCACCUACACACCUGAGCCGGAUAUCUGCCAUGAGCUCCUGGGACACGUUCCUCUGUUAGCUGACUCCAGUUUUGCCCAAUUCUCACAGGAAAUCGGUCUUGCCUCCCUCGGUGCUCCUGAUGAGUUCAUUGAGAAACUUGCUACUGUGUACUGGUUCACUGUGGAGUAUGGCCUCUGCAAGCAGGGCUCAGAGAUCAAAGCUUACGGAGCUGGCUUGCUUUCAUCGUUUGGAGAGCUGCAGUACAGCUUGACAGACAAGCCAAAACUCCAUCCCUUUGACCCGGACAGGACCAGCCUCCAGAAGUACCCAAUCACAGAGUACCAGCCGGUUUACUUUGUUGCUGAGAGCUUUGAGGAUGCCAAAGAGAAAGUGAGGAAAUUUGCAGCCACUAUCCCCAGGCCUUUCUCAGUGCGCUACAAUCCAUACACCCAGAGUAUUGAAGUGCUGGACAACACCAAGCAGCUCAAGGACCUGGCUGACAGCAUCAGUGGUGAAAUGGGCAAACUGUGUGAAGCCCUGCAGAAACUGAAGUAAUUGCAAAUGCAAUCUGGGCCCAAGCACCCUAAAAAUCCCUUCAUUUAUUCAUUAAAAUGUGUGUUUAUUAUUAGGCACUUAGCGAGCUUGCAAGUUAGCUUUCUUUGUAUUAAAACAAAUAUUCCAAAUCAAAUUGGCAAUAUUACUGUAAUCCAAUUAGUAUUUUAGUCGAGUGAGUAAAGUGUAGCCUGUUACUUAUGUAGGAUUAUAAUAAAUGUGUUGAACAGUUAAAAAUGGUACUGUCAAUAUUAUUACAUGCAGUAUAAGUGUUAAUAAGAGGGUUU
Molecule: messenger RNA, 1776 nt
Organism: Etheostoma spectabile (orangethroat darter)
Lineage: Eukaryota; Metazoa; Chordata; Actinopteri; Perciformes; Percidae
Gene: pah
Product: phenylalanine hydroxylase
Exons: 13
Coding region: 107-1492 (461 amino acids)
Biological process (GO): L-tyrosine biosynthetic process; L-phenylalanine catabolic process
Molecular function (GO): iron ion binding; phenylalanine 4-monooxygenase activity
Source: RefSeq, a predicted model, not a curated record